Penicillium cataractarum is the source of this 906-nucleotide messenger RNA. RefSeq names its product 5'/3'-nucleotidase SurE. NCBI's taxonomy places the organism in Eukaryota, Fungi, Ascomycota, Eurotiomycetes, Eurotiales, Aspergillaceae. Gene Ontology annotation, molecular function: nucleotidase activity. The record is from RefSeq and is a predicted model, not a curated record. The transcript has 4 exons. Bases 1 to 906 code for a protein of 301 amino acids.
AUGAAAUUCAACACGAUCGCCGCCUUGUUGGCCGCUGCGCAGUCUGCCAAUGCGAUCAACAUCAUCUCCUCCAACGAUGAUGGCUGGGCCGAAGUCAACAUUCGAGCUCUCUUUGACACGCUCACGGCUGGUGGUCACUCCGUUGUGGUAGCUGCGCCGGCUGAGAAUCAGAGUGGAACUGGGUCCUCGCAAAAGACUCCUACAGUUCUCACCGAAGCCUGUGAAUUUAACAGUUGCCCUUCUGGCAGUCCGGCUGUGGGAUACAAUGCUUCGGAGCCUCGCCUGAACUAUGUCAAUUCGUAUCCAGCAACUUCCAUGAAGUACGGCAUCGACUCGAUCGGCCCUGAGUUUUUUGACGGAACUCCUGAUCUCGCGGUCGCUGGUCCAAAUGUGGGAAACAACAUUGGCCUGGAAGUCUUGCUGUCCGGCACCGUUGGAGCGACCACUUAUGCCGCCUACAAUGCUGGAAUUCCCGCUAUUGCAUUCUCUGGAUCUACCGGUUCCCAAACCGCCUGGAAUGCUUCCGCGACUUACCCGGAUUACAGCCAAGUAUACGCCGAUCUUGCGCUCAACGUGACGGACACGCUAGUGGCCUCUGGCGUACCUUAUCUCCCGAAUAAUAUCUGGCUCAACGUGAACUUCGGUGCAGUCUCCUCCUCAUGCCAGACCGCCGCAGACUUCUCCUUCGUGCUUUCACGUAUUCACGUGGCCAUCCCUCUCAUCACUGCCGACGACGUGACCACCUGCGGCAGCUCCCGGCUUCCAAGUGAGAUCACAGUUGCCCUCACUUCAGGAUGUUACGCAAGCGUGUCGGUGGGACUGGCAAGCACCAAGGGAGACGCCAACGCCACUAUGCAGGGGGUUGUUCUGAAGAAGCUGAGCAAUAUCCUGACUUGCUUGCCGUAA